AGCGUCGACAGCGCGGAGGCGCGCGAGACGGCGGACGGCGCGCUGCCGCGUGAGCCCGGGGCCAGCGACACGCCAGACCUUGGCCAGGCCGACACCAUCGACGCCGGCUUCGUGCUCGACAAGCUUCGGACGCGGCACGCGCACGACGCGAUUUACACGCGCUGCGGCUCCGUGCUCAUUGCUGUCAAUCCGUACAAGAGGAUGGGCCUCUUCUCGGAGGCGGUGCUCGCGCAGUACAAGAAUGCCCACUCGCUCCCAGCCGAGCCGCCGCACACCUUUGAGAUUGCGAGUGCGGCGCACCGGGCGAUGAUCCACAACGGGCGCAGCCAGGCUAUCAUUGUGAGCGGCGAGUCGGGGGCCGGGAAGACCGAGUCCGCGCGCCACGUGAUGCUCUACCUCCGAUACGUCAGCAACACCAGCCCGGAGCUCGAGACCCGCCUCUACGGCUCCGACCCCAUCACUGAGGGCUUUGGCUGCGCCAAGACGGUGCUCAACGACAACUCGUCGCGCAUGGGAAAGUUCACCACGCUCAACUUUGACCCGAGCGCGCGGAUCCAGGGCGCCAGCCUCAACACCUACCUCCUCGAGAAGACCCGCGUCACGCAGUGCGGCCCGGGCGAGCGCUCGUACCACUGUUUCUACGCGCUGUUGCGCGGCGCGUCGCCCGCUCUGCUCAAGGAGCUGCGUCUGCCGUCGGCCGAGCCGAGUGCGUACGCCUAUCUGGCGGGCGGCCACACCGGCGAGUCGGGCGGCGAGCGCACCGACAAGAUGUUGUGGGCGGAGCUCGAGAAUGCGCUCGCCAACCAGGCGUGGGAGGGCGCGGCGCUGGAUGAGCUGUGGCAGCUGGUCGCGGGGGUGCUGCUGCUCGGCAACGUGCGCUUCGACGCGGCCAACAGGGACGCGGCGGCCGUCGAACAUUCGAGCGCCCCGUCCAUCGCGGGCUGCGAGGCGGUGCUCGGCCUGCAGCAGGGCAGCCUUGCACAAGCGCUGACUAAGCGCAAGGUCAAGCCUGGCGGCGACAUCUACGACCUGAGCCUCGUCGCGGCGGGCGACAACCGGGAUGCCCUCGCCAAGGCCAUCUACUCGAAGCUCUUCGACCGCCUCAUCCUCCAGAUCAACCGCGCGCUCGCCGAGGCGCGCAACAUCUACUCGCCGCGGGCGACCGCCCACGUCAUCGGCAUCGUCGACAUCUUCGGCUUUGAGAUCUUCGAGAAGAACUCGCUGGAGCAGCUGUGCAUCAAUUUUGCGAACGAGAAGCUGCAGGCGCUCUUCACCAAGACCGUCUUCGUCGAGACGAUGCGCGCCUACCAGGAGGAAGACAUUGACGCCCCCGACAUGUCUUACACCGACAACGGCGCGCUCAUCCAGACGCUCGAGGCGCCAAACACGGGGCUGCUCGCCAUCCUGAGCGAGGAGUGCGUCGUGCCAAAGGGGUCGGACGAGGGCUUCACCGAGAAGGUGAUGGCGCAGCACGGAAAGGGCGGCAUCAUCGUGCGCAUGAAGGGCGUCGGCCCAAAGGACGGCUUCGGCAUCAACCACUUUGCUGGCCUGGUCAACUACGGCACCCGCGCCUGGCUCGACAAGAACACGGACCCGCUCAACGGCGACCUCGUCGUGCUGAUGCAGUUCUCUGACAACGAGCUGCUCAAGGAGCUCUUCACCGAGCCGGCGGACGUGGCGCCCGCGGCGGGCGACCGGAAGAAGUUCAAGUCGACCAAGUUCAAGGGCGUCACCGACACCUUCUCGGCGCAGCUCACGGACCUCGUCGGCACGCUCGACAAGUGCGACCUGCACUUCGUGCGCUGCUUCAAAUCCAACGACCAGAAGAAGCCCGACCUGGUCGAGGACGCCGUCAUCACGCGCCAGCUCAACACAUCUGGCAUGCUCGACGCGCUGCGUGUCGCCCGCACCGGAUUCCUCGACCGCAUGCCCUUUGACGAGUUUUGCGGCAACUUCGGAUUCCUCGUGGUUCCCGGUCUCGUCACCAAGGCGAGUUUUGCGAGCAAGGCGCCCAAGGACCGCGUGUUGGCGCUGCUCCAGAAGCUCGCCGUGCCCGGCCAAAAGUUCCGCUGCGGCAAGGCGCGCGUCUUCUUCGCCUCGGGCGUGCUCGAGGGCCUGCGCACGCGCCGG
This is a messenger RNA of Emiliania huxleyi CCMP1516, 2130 nucleotides long. RefSeq lists its product as hypothetical. Gene Ontology annotation, biological process: vesicle transport along actin filament; actin filament organization. Gene Ontology annotation, cellular component: cytoplasm; vesicle; actin cytoskeleton. The record is from RefSeq and is a predicted model, not a curated record. The transcript has 2 exons. The annotation marks the transcript as partial. NCBI's taxonomy places the organism in Eukaryota, Haptophyta, Isochrysidales, Noelaerhabdaceae. Gene Ontology annotation, molecular function: ATP binding; microfilament motor activity; actin filament binding.